Molecule: messenger RNA, 1233 nt
Organism: Juglans regia (Persian walnut)
Lineage: Eukaryota; Viridiplantae; Streptophyta; Magnoliopsida; Fagales; Juglandaceae
Product: transcription factor RAX2-like
Exons: 3
Coding region: 152-1057 (301 amino acids)
Source: RefSeq, a predicted model, not a curated record
UCCAAAAGCUCUUCUUAUCCAUCUUCAAAACCAUAUUGCAGUAUGCUCACUUCUGCAAUCAUCGAUCUCUCUUUCUCUGUCUCUGUCUCUGUCUGUCUCCCUUAAGGUUUGCUUUUUCUACUGUUUAAUUAAUCUAGUGAGGGAAUUGAACAUGGGCAGAGCUCCAUGUUGUGACAAAGCCAACGUGAAAAAAGGGCCUUGGUCCCCUGAAGAAGAUGCCACUCUAAAGGACUACCUCGAGAAACAUGGCACUGGUGGAAAUUGGAUUGCUUUGCCUCACAAAGCAGGCCUUAAACGCUGUGGUAAGAGCUGCCGGCUCAGAUGGCUGAAUUAUCUCAGGCCAGACAUCAGGCGUGGAAGCUUUACUGAGGAGGAAGACAAAAUUAUCUGCACUCUCUAUGGUAGCAUUGGAAGUAGGUGGUCUGUUAUGGCUUCCCAACUGCCGGGUAGAACAGACAAUGAUAUUAAGAACUACUGGAACACCAAGUUGAAGAAAAAGGUAUUAUUGGCAGGAAAUACUAAUUGUGAUCCAAAGAGUACUGACAAUAACAAUGAGAAUACUAACAAUAUCAGUCAUCUCAACCUGGCACAGUUUUGGGCUUCAAUUAAUCCUGCUGCUGAAACCUAUGAUUAUGGGAACUCAGCAUGUUUUGAUACAAAUUCCCAGAUAUUCCCAUAUCCAGCAGACGACAACAUGAUGCAAAAUGGUGAUUUCCAUGGUCUUGUUUCGGAUCAAAGUCAUGAUCAUCAUGAGCUCAUUUCAAGGCAUAUGCAAGUUUCAGAUUUUCACAGUACAAGUCAUGAGAAUUACAGCACUAGUACUACAACAUCAUCUCGGGAUCACCUGUCUGGAACUCUUUCAACUUCAUCUACGUUGGCUUUGGAGACAUGGUCCGGCAUUAAUAAUGGAGGUGGAAUACUCAAACAGGACGGAGUUAGUCUGGAUUUUGAGUUUGAGUCCCAUAUAAAUGAUGAUGAUGAAUUUCUCAAUGGUUUUGGAUUUCAGGAAAAUACUAGAGAACAUGAGAUUGCUCCAUACUUGGGCAACUCUCCCUAGAUUAUUACCUUGCCGGCUAGCUAAUAGUACUACUUUAUUCUGGACAUUAACCUAUCAAAAUGUACCAAACCGACCACAAUUUGAAAAUUGAGAAAAAUAAGAUAGGCAAGUAGCUUUUAGAUGCUGUUUUAGGGUGCUGUUUUGUCCAGAUGUUCGAUCGAUGUAUGUAGGAAAUU